CCACCAUGUGGUUGCUGGGAUUUGAACUCAGGACCUUCAGAAGAGCAGCCAGUGCUCUUAAUCACUGAGCCAUCUUUCCAGCUCUCACUUAUUUAUAAGCACAAUUAACAUAAUUUGGUGUUGAAUGUGUACUGUUUUCCAUGGCAUCAUUGAACAAACUCAAGACUGUUCUACUAAUAAAGAAGAGCUCUGUUAAUAACAGCUUAGCUUUUAUUAUUCCUGUUUGAGGAAUAUGAAUACUCAACUAGAGAAAAAAGUUGUUACAAUUUGUGGAAUGAUUACCUACCUGAAACCAAACUAGAAUUUAUCUAAAUACAUGCCAGAGAUUUAGCAGCCAUAUGCACCCAAUAAAGAAAAUAGGCUACAUUUUUUUUUAUUUAGAAUAUUAUAUACUACAGAAUAAUUAAGUUUGGAAAAUGCUGAGUUGAAUUGCCUCUUCAGUCUACAGUGGAAGAGGCUAUUUAUUUUGAAACUCGAGCAGUCUGCAUCUGGAAAUAGGACUAGAGGUCUGGAGUUUGGAAGAUUUUUAGGCAGGAUAUAUAGGUGAGUUUUCACCCUAUAGAUGGUAAAUGAAAGUUGGAAAAACCCGACACACCCAGAAAGAAUGCAUAGUGUGAACAAGAAAUGACAUGAAAUCCUGAAGGGAAGUACUGUUUAAAGAAAAAGACUGUAUGAAGAGAGGUAGAAGGGAAAUUGCUUCAGCACGCUAACUGGGAAGUAAGGAAAGGAUUAACAGUCUGGCAGGAGUUAGUAAUUCCAGUGAUACAGCGGCGCUGAUGAGCUGGAGGAGGGAAGAGUAACACCUAGGUGAUGCCUGUGACAGACAGGAAUUAUUUAACUUCUUACCGCUAAGAGAAACAAAGAAAGCAAUUAAAGAGUUUUUUUUGGGGGGGGGAAUACAUUGAAUAAGCGCAGUUAUAAUUAAAUUGGCAUGUUUUGUUUUUUCUUUCUCUUAUUUUUGUUAUAAACUUUGCUUGAUGAAAUGUUGAGAGUGUGUCUGUAAUCCCUCUUAUUAUUUGGUAGAUUCUGCCUCUCUACCCUUAAAAUUAGCAGUGUCACUCACUUCCUAAGCUUCCUAAAUGACAAAAUCCAUUGACAAGCACAUAAUUGGCCCAAUUCCCAUUUGGUUUCAUUUCUCAGAACUUUAUAGCAUUUCAUCACAAUCCAUUAAUAUUAGGAAUUCUGAACAUGUUUUGUCAAUUCAUAUGCUGUUACCAUAGAAAUGAAUGUCUGUCUCUCUUAUCUCUCUCUCUGUGUGUGUGUGUGUCUCUCUCUCUGUCUCUCUCUCUCUCUCAUUCUUUUACUAAUUUAUCUAGCCUAGCCCUUUCCUAUGCGAAUAAUCUUCUCUGUGCUACCAUUUUCCUUGUAUUGAUCCCAUAAUAUGAAAUGAUCCAGUAUUUUCCUGAUACACUUGCUGUAUAUUUUAGUUAAGCCUUUGAUAAUUGAUUAUGACCAUAUAGAAGAGAGCUGGACUGCCCAUUAUGGAGGAAGAGGUACAGCAGCACUCACACUGUAUGAAUUGUGUCAGUAGAAGGUGUAUGACCAGACCAGAGCCUGGGGUUUCCUGUGACUUGAUUGGUUGUCCAUUGGUUUGUGGAGCAGUUUUCCAUUCAUGUAAAGCUGAUGAGCAUCGACUCUUAUGUCCCUUUGAACGAGUAGCUUGCUUAAAUAGUAACUUUGGAUGUCCAUUUACCCUGGCACGAAAUAAAGUUGCUGAACAUCUAGAAAUGUGUCCUGCAAGUGUGGUGUGCUGUACUAUGGAAUGGAACCGAUGGCCCGUUAGUUAUUCAGACCGGAAAUCGUAUGAAAGUCUAAGCAGAGAUGUUGAUGAAGUGGCGCAGUUAGACAUGGCUUUGGCUCUUCAAGAUCAGAGAAUGCUUCUGGAAUCUCUUAAAGUAGCCACCAUGAUGUCAAAAACAACUGAUAAAAUGUCUGAACCUAGAGAACAAAUCUCACUGAAGUCAAGUGUUCAGGAAAUACCACGUCCUAACGGGUUGGUAUCCGUCGAUGAAGAAUCAUAUGGUGCACUUUAUCAAGCUACUGUAGAAACAACCCGAAGUUUGGCUGCUGCUUUAGAUAUCCUAAAUUCUGCCACAAGAGACAUUGGCAUGUUAAAUACAAGUCUCCAUGCUACCACAAAUGAAAUGGAUGAGGAGAAAAACAGAGAAAGCUUCCAGGACAGAAACUUGAAAGACCAGGACCACCUUGAUGAGGGUGAGAUAGGGGCAGCAGGUGGGGUUGAUUACAGUGGCACAAGUCAGGGUGCUCAGGCUGGACAGAAUGGCUCAAGUGAUUCAUUAUGUGACUUAAAUACAAGUUCUAAUGGGACUUCUGCUCUUUGUAAUGGCUUUCCUUUGGAAAAGAUGUGUAUUCAGGUCAAAGACCAGGAUCAGAAUUUUCAUGGUGAUUCUACAGAAAGUGACAUAACAAAUGGAGAAUGUGUGGAAGCAAGUGGUACUUCAGAACCUUCUAGUUCACUUUUAGUAGCAGAACAACUUAGGGAAAUAAGUCCUUUCAGUGCUUUGCCACAUAGUACAUUUCAACAUAUCCUCAUGUCAGAUGAAGAUGAUGUGAACUUGUGUUGGAAAAAAGUAGACUUGGGGGACUUGAAGGAUGUUAAUGGUUCACCUUUCAGUCAUGUGCCUUCAUUCAAGUUUCUUUCUAAUUCAUGGUAUAUGUCAAAGGAAGACAAAGCAGUCGAUACAUCAGAUUUAGAAGUUGCAGAAGAUCCGAUGGGUCUCCAAGGAAUUGAUCUGAUUACAGCAGCAUUACUGUUUUGUCUGGGAGACUCUCCAGGGGGGAGAGGUAUAUCUGAUAGCCGCAUGGCUGAUGUUUAUCAUGUUGACUUUGGGACACAGACUUUCUCACUUCCAUCAGCAAUAUUAGCUACAAAUACAAUGGUUGGAGAAAUAGCUUCGGCUUCAGCUUGUGAUCAUGCCAACCCACAGCUUUCCAAUCCCAGCCCUUUUCAGACACUUGGGCUGGACUUAGUUUUGGAAUGUGUUGCUAGGUACCAGCCUAAGCAGCGUUCAAUGUUUACCUUUGUAUGCGGACAGUUAUUUAGAAGAAAAGAAUUUUCUUCCCAUUUUAAGAACGUGCAUGGUGACAUUCAUGCUGGACUCAAUGGAUGGAUGGAACAGAGGUGUCCUUUAGCUUAUUAUGGUUGUACCUAUUCUCAGCGUAGAUUUUGCCCAUCAACACAAGGAGCAAAGAUCAUACAUGAUCGCCAUUUAAGGUCAUUUGGAGUUCAGCCAUGUGUAUCUACUGUAUUAGAAGAGCCUUCUAGAAACUGUGUGUUGGGAUUACGUAGUGACCAUCUCAGUAGUCUCCCUUUUGAGGUACUCCAACAUAUUGCAGGCUUCCUUGAUGGCUUCAGUUUAUGCCAGCUUGCAUGUGUAUCCCGGCUGAUGAGAGACGUUUGUGGCAGUUUACUUCAGUCUCGUGGAAUGGUAAUACUGCAGUGGGGGAAGAAGAAGUAUCCGGAAGGAAAUUCAUCAUGGCAGAUAAAAGAAAAGGUAUGGCGAUUCAGUACUGCAUUUUGUUCUGUUAAUGACUGGAAGUUUGCUGACAUCCUGAGCAUGGCUGACCACUUGAAGAAAUGCAGUUACAAUGUUAUAGAGAAACGGGAGGAAGCAAUCCCAUUGCCAUGUAUGUGCGUGACUCGAGAGCUUACAAAAGAAGGACGUUCCCUGCGCUCAGUUUUAAAACCCGUUCUUUAAAACUGUACCUUCACUUGCACAUACACGCAAGCACCUGGUAUCAGUUCUUUGUAAUAUGUGACACUUUAUUAAUGCAUUAAAGACUACAACUAGCUAAAUUUAUUGUCAUUAUGUAUAUACUGUUUUGCAGUGACAUAUAUUUUUAUAAUGUACUAUUAGUUAGAAAAAUGUUGCCUUAAUAUUUUAAAUGUGUGAAAUUGUUGGGGCAUGCUAGACAGGAUGAUCUUUUUCUGCAUAAUGUUAGUAUUAAUGGUGUUCACAUUUAAAUUCUGAAAUUUUUGCUUCUCAAACUAAAAAGAUCUUGACCAAAAAAAUUCUUUGUUUUUUAUGAAUUGAAGCCCAUGUUAUCAAAAAGCAAAAUUUUGAAUCACAUUUUUUGUUGCAUAUAUUUUUCACAUAAUACAUUCAGUUGAAACACUGCCAUAAGAUUAUUAUCAAAUUUUCCUGGUACUUUUAUAAUUAUUGAUCAUACAUGAAAGACAAUAUUCACAUAAAGGCACAAUAAUGACUUCAUGCCUUUUUUUUUUUUAUUUCCCUUUUUGGUUUUUCGAGACAGAGUUUCUCUGUAUAGCCCUGGCUGUCCUGGAACUCACUCUGUAGACCAGGCUGGCCUUGAACUCAGAAGUCAGCCUGCCUCUGCCUCCCAAAUGCUGGGAUUAAAGGCAUGCGCCACCAUCACCUGGCUGACUUCAUGUCUUUAAAACGACUCAUAAAGAUAUUUUAUCUUCUGUUCUUAAAACUCUUUUGCAAAAAAUGGUCAUAUGCAGUUCUUUUUUUCAUUAAAUACAUAUCUGAAGAGUCAUGACAUAAUGUAUUAUAUGACAGAUUAAAGUAAAAACAAAGCAAGCCUGUGAAUUUAACUUGAAAAUUUUCAUGGUAUUUCAUAUUUUCUAGGUAUCUAAUGUUUGAAAAGAAAAUAUACCUCAUUAUAAGUUUGAGUUUGGAAUAUUGUUUGAAUAAACUUCAAAUAUUCAGAA
Mastomys coucha (southern multimammate mouse) is the source of this 4696-nucleotide messenger RNA. It is a transcript of the gene Fbxo30, whose product is annotated as F-box protein 30. The transcript is spliced from 3 exons. The coding region runs from base 1482 to 3719 and encodes 745 amino acids. The record is from RefSeq and is a predicted model, not a curated record. Lineage: Eukaryota; Metazoa; Chordata; Mammalia; Rodentia; Muridae. Gene Ontology annotation, molecular function: zinc ion binding; protein binding; ubiquitin protein ligase activity.